AUGGGGAGGGCAGCCCCAACCCUCCUGGCCCUGAUCAGCCUAACAGUGACUAUGUAUGAUGCCCAGGACACCUGCCCAGAGAUGAAAAUAGUGGGACUGGGUGAUGCUGACCGGCUCACUGUACUCCAAGGAUGCCCAGGGAUCCCAGGUGCCUCCGGCCCAAAAGGAGAACCAGGUCUCCCAGGAACAAAAGGAGAAAUGGGAACCCAGGGACUCCCUGGGAAAGCAGGACCACCUGGUGCAAAAGGAGCAGCUGGAGAGUCUGGCUUCCCAGGACCAAAAGCCAGGAACUGCCAAGAGCUGUUGGGUAAAGGGAAGAUCCUGAGCGGCUGGUACACCAUCUAUCCACAAGGCUGCAAUGCCACCACCGUCUUCUGCGACAUGGACACAGAUGGUGGAGGAUGGAUUGUUUUCCAGAGGCGCUGGGAUGGCUCAGUGAGCUUUUUGCGAGAUUGGGAUUCAUACAAACGAGGCUUUGGCAACCAACUGACAGAGUUCUGGCUGGGGAAUGACAACAUCCACUUCCUCACCUCACUGGGACGCUGUGAACUCCGUAUUGACCUGAGAGACUUUGAAAACAACUACUAUUUUGCCAAGUACGCUUCAUUCAGGGUUUUAGGAGAGUCUGAGAAAUACAAACUGGUUCUAGGAGACUUCCUCGGUGGAAACGCCGGAGACUCCUUAUCAUACCACAAGGACAUGCCAUUUUCAACAACAGACCAGGACAACGACAUGAGCUCCUUUAAUUGUGCCACAGAAUACAAGGGAGCGUGGUGGUACAAUGACUGCCAUUACUCCAACCUGAAUGGGAUGUACUGGCUGGGCGUUCAUGGGAGCUACGCUGAUGGCAUAAACUGGAAGACAGGCAAAGAAUACCAUUACUCCCAUAAGCGAACGGAAAUGAAAUUCAGGACAGUUUAACAUGGCAAGAGGGUGUCUGACCCUGACCAACAGGUGCCACUCAACAGCCAAGAGAAGAUACAAAACAUAAUGUUUGAGG
Molecule: messenger RNA, 1000 nt
Organism: Phaethon lepturus (White-tailed tropicbird)
Lineage: Eukaryota; Metazoa; Chordata; Aves; Phaethontiformes; Phaethontidae
Product: ficolin-2-like
Exons: 8
Coding region: 1-921 (306 amino acids)
Source: RefSeq, a predicted model, not a curated record